GUCUUCGAUGCAGUCGUGUCUCUGGCGGGUUACGGUCUCGGUACGGAGGACCCUCAACACGAGCGUUUCCGUGCCCCACAGCCCCAAAGCGGGCAGAUUUUCCGUGAUUUCGUGGAGCGCUAUGGUACCCGCAUGGCCAAAGUUCCCGUGGUACUGGCUGUGCACGCAUGGUGUGACAGCCUCUCCAGCUAUAAUGACGACUGUGAGAUCAUCUGGGCCGUCAAGCAGCAAGCUCGCCGUGAGGGCUUCACCCAGCACGUUGCCGACAUGAUCACCGAAUUGGGGGCGUGGGGCGAAGCGCCAGUGGCAAAGUUCACGGACGUCAGUUUCUCCUGGAAAACGUUCGUAAAUGGUCUAGAUUUGCUAGCCCGCUCAACAACUUGGGCAAGCCAGCUCUCUUAUGCUAAGUGCCGUGGGGAAAUCGUACGAAUGCAGGAAGGAACUCUGAAAGGUCUGUUUCGCAUAGGUGUUGCACUCACCUUACAGUUUGUGCCCAAAAGCAUGGAAUCGCCUCAUGGCGGAUUCCAGAUCGCAGGACGUCGUGGUGCCAACACAAGUGGGCCCGUCGGCGUUGGCUCUGAGAGUUUGGCCGUCGACUUCCAGGCUCUGAGCACUCCCUGUGUCACUGCCAGCGUGGCUGUCCACAUGGCCAUGCAAAUAGGCAAGCAUGAGCUGUUGCUCCGUGGCUUUGGAAAUCUGCAGGAUAUCACACGACUUCGUGGAAUGCGGGGGUGGUGCCGUGGCAUUUUCAAGAAGACACAGAGUGACCCCGUUAUCCCCAGAACCGGGGGACGCAACCUCGAGGCCCAGGAAAUCUCGAAGGCCACAGUCUGUAGGCUCACACUGUACAACACAAACCAGGACACCGGAACCCUCAGCGUCUUCCACGUCUUGUCCUAUCACACCUGCAAGACCUACAACAUUCCAAUCUCGGACCGCGGCAUCUAUGUCGCCCAGAGCGGCUUCAGCUUUGGCCUCCAAAUUCCGGUCUCGGCUGUGAUCACCUCUGUGGCCGGGAAGAGGGUGACCAGCCUCAAAGCUUUCGAGACUGCCUUGGCCGGCAUCCCGAACAAGGAGAUGUUUGAAGUUCGCUGGUUCAACCCGUCCGCCAACGAGCACCGGCAGAAAUGCUCCAUGAUCCGCAUGGAGCGAACGCUUUGGCCAGCGAGGGUGUGGGACUUCUGCCCGAAGCGCCCCAACACCUGGCAGAGGAGGUCGUGGGACGGCGAGGUGGCAGACGACAAGAGGGGGGCAGCUGCGGCCACCACCGAGCCCGUAGAGUGCAGCCCCGUCUCCGAUGCCCGCAGCCGGGCUUCAGCAGAACAAGACGCCGACGUGGGCCCAGCAGCCCUAAGCGGUCAAGAGGACUCGUUUGGCUACCCUGAAAAUUCUGACGCUGCCAUCUCUAUGGUGCAGCCGAUGUUGUGCACCAUCGUGACACAAGUCUCACACGAGUACGCAACGGACUUCCUGCAGAGCAAAGAGGAGAACAAGUCGACCGUCAUCCGGCGCUGCGGUGUGGGGUUGGUGAUUGACUCCACAGCUGGUUUGGUGCUGACGGACCGCUACACCGUACCCCAGCCGCUCGUGGAAGUGGAGCUGACAUUUGGCCAGACCGUGACCGUGAACGCCACAUGCCUCUUCAUGCACCCUCACCAUAACAUGGUGCUGUUGCACUAUGCCCCGACAGCAGUCAAAGAUCUUCCCGUUCGUUCCAUCGACCUCAGCGAUGUGGCAGCGGGAGAUGCGACCAAGACGGACGAGCUCAGCGCAGGUCAGAUUCUGUCGUUUGUCUCCAUCCAUUCUGACCAUCAGCUCUCAGCGAAGCAGGUGACGGUCGGCAGCAUGUGCCUCAAAGUUUGGCCGUUUCCACAACCUCCAGCAUACCGCGGAAGGAACUUGGAGAUUUGUAACUUGAAUGACACGCUCCACGGCUUGGGCGGGCUUCUGAUCGAGCCUGCUCCGUCUUACCGCAUCCGGGCCUGGUUCGCCCAGUUCCCGGCAGGCAGCCUUCGAUACCUGGCCGGUGUGCCUGUGCAGGUGUUCGCCGCUGUUUUGGCCUCUCUAGGCCUGCCUUUGCAGGGCAGCUGGGCUGGCAAGCGAGGGCCAGCUGUGGACCCCACGUUGGCUGUGGCAGCUCUGGAGUGCGAAUUUGAAGAGGUGUCUUUGGCGAAGGCCCGCCGCGAGGACGGCGUGCCUCUGGAGAACGCGCGGGCCUUGGCCGCUUGCAGCUCUGGGGGCCGGCGCCACAUCCUCCGCGUGGGCCGCAUCACUUCAGGUAAGCAGUCCUCUGCGUGUGCUUCUGCAUUUGCUGUGUGUGCUCGCGUGCACCAAGAGUCACACCUCCGUGCAGAUGCCGCGAGCCAGGGGGCCCUGCUCAGAGCUUGUUACGCCUCCGUAAUCGCAGCCUGCGCCACCGCACAACGCUGGGAGUAUUGUCUCUCAGUACUCCACGAGGCACUGGGAGCAGGCAUGCUCCCAACUCCGGCAAUCUUCGGCGCCACCUUGGGGGCCGUAGAGGAGGCUGCGAGGGAGAAGGACUCAGAGGAGCUCCUCCGGAUCAUGGCGGCCAGGCAUGUGGAGCUGAAUGUCAUCGCACUGAGCACUGCGAUGAGUGCAGCACACCGAGGAGGGCGGUGGCAUCGGGCUGUGGGCUUCUUCCGCCAACUCCGCGUGAGCUCUUUGCGCCCAGAUCUUCCUGCUCUGACGGCUGCCAUAGGCGCCACGGCCGCGGGAUUGCUCUGGAAGAUUGCUGCGCGGCAUCAGCUGGAGCUGGGAACAACUCAGCUGAACUCUGGCCUCACGGCCCUGGCGAGAGGUCGCCAGUGGCAGCUGUCCCUCUGUGCUUGCAGCAAGGAAGCUUCCAGUGAUGGAUUCUCCUACAACGCGGCGAUGGCGGCUGCGGAUCGAGGCGCUUGGCCAGUCUCGCUGGCCUACUUUGCCCAGGUUCAGGCCAAGAAGCUUCCAGUGGGCGUGAUCACCUGCAGCACCGGCAUCAGCUCCUGCAGCGAUGCGUGGGUGCAGGCUUCUGAGCUCUUGGCAAUCUUGGGUACACUCCGCGAGGAUCCCACGCAGGUGACCCUCAAUGCCGCCAUCAGUGCUCUCGGCAAAGGUCCCUACAUUCCGUCGAGACCAGAAAACGUCUGCCAUGCUGACCUCAGCGCUUCGAAAGCG
Symbiodinium sp. CCMP2456 is the source of this 3174-nucleotide messenger RNA. The record is from the annotation of a GenBank genome assembly. NCBI's taxonomy places the organism in Eukaryota, Dinophyceae, Suessiales, Symbiodiniaceae.